CAUAUACAGAGCACAGCGUGUAUGAUUGAUAACAAAUGUCAGUUGUGUUUUAACGUUUCAAACUGACCAACGUGUUGUUUACACUCUCUCCCUAUAGUAUGUCUGUCCUCACAUAAGGUAAGACCAGCUCAGUCUGGAGCUUGAGAAAGUUCUAGAAGCCAAACAUUGAAAAGAAACUGACCCCACGUUUAGUCAGCAUUAGCAUGAAGCUCCAUGUUGUUCAUCUCCAAAAACACACCGAAAAAUCUAAAUAAGAUAAAUACUAACAAUAAUCCAUUACUCUGAAAUGUUAGGAUGCAGACUGAUGCGGACCGAUGUGGACUCGUGGUCGCUCAGUGGUCCAGCAGAGAGGAGAAGAAUGCACCUUGAAGGAUUAGUUGAUGAAUGAGUAGAAAAGUAGCUCCAUUCAUCUCCCUCCUCUUGUUUGGAGCCCACCCUGCCCCCCAGCGCCCACUGACAAUGCCAGACCCCCCCACCUCCAACACACACACAUUAACAACCCUACACCCCCACCCUGAGGAGCCUGGGCCAUGGGCGGGGGUGGCCGUGGGUGGUUCCCCCCAACUAUUUAAGCAGAUUCCAGCAGAUGGUCGAGGAACUUUGCUCCUGGAGAAGCGACGUGCACGCUUCUGCUUCUCCACUCUGGUAGCCGAUCCCCAGGACUGAGACACACCUGACACCCCCCACGGAGACUAGGGGAGAUAAAGUCCUGCAAGUCACUUUUGGAAGCAGAACCUUCCAGCGUGGACGCGGAUACAAACAUGCCCUCAGACUUCCUCACUCCUUUCCUGGAAGUGGACCAGGAGUUUGUCAAGAGCUUUGGGGUGGUGGACAUGAUGGAUGCAGCCGCCAGCUUCCAGCAACAUCAACAGCAGCGAGCACGCGGCUUCCAGCGGCGUCAUUCCCUGUGCCCCGUGACGCUCCCCAACUCCAAGUUCAACGACAGUGACGGCGAGUCAUCGUGCUGGGUCUGGGGCCAGGCCGGUGCCCCGCAGUGGAAGCGGGAGAGUCAGCUCCCUCGUUCAGUGCUCAGCCACAUCCCUUUUAGGAUGGACCGCUCGGUCAGCAUGAUAGAGGGCAGUGUCGCUGAGGUGCCACCACCCCCGCCCCCGCCGGGCCUUCACCUGAGCACCACCCCCCGGUCACCCCCCCCGCCGUCGCCGCACAUGUCCACACGCUACAAGACGGAGCUGUGCCGCACCUUCGAGGAGAGCGGCACGUGCAAGUAUGGCGCCAAGUGUCAGUUUGCACACGGUGAGGACGAGCUGCGAGGCCUGAGCCGCCAUCCAAAAUACAAGACGGAGCCGUGCCGCACCUUCCACACCAUUGGGUUCUGCCCUUAUGGCGCCCGCUGCCACUUCAUCCACAAUGCCGAUGAGCUGCUGCAAGCCCCUGCCCCUCAGAGGAGCAAGCUGAGACCGCCGCCCCUCCGCCACAGCCUCAGCUUUGCCGGCUUCUCCUCGUCGCCUCCUCGCGCCUUCCGGCCUGUCGACGACUCACAACCUUCCUCACUCCUCUUCGCCCGCGCCUCCUCUGUGUCACCCUCACCGUGCUCCUCUGACAGCCCGGAGCUCCUGUCUCCUCUCUUCCCGGAGGUUGGAGGGCUUCGCCCAUGCCUGCGCCCCGGCGACUCAGCUCUCGGCUUGUUUGCCUCUGCCGAAGGCCCCGCGCUCACCUACAACACCCCUGCCAAGGCAUCCCUGCUUGGCCUCCAGCGCUGCUCCUCAGCCGACUCCCUCUCUGAGGAGGGCUACACUUCCUCCUGCUCCCUGAGCUCCGCCUCCAGCGGCACCGAGUCGCCAGGCUGCGAGGGGCGCCGCCUUCCCAUCUUCAGCCGCCUCUCCAUCUCUGAUGAGUAGGGGUCUGAAUGGUCUACCUUUGGUUCACAUGAGUUCUGUGUGAUGGCGCCGCGUAAACGGACCUAAUUUUGUGCAUAUUGCAUCAUGUCCCAGCAGCUGUAGCGCUGCUCACUGUUUGUCUGUGUUGUCGUUUCACGCUUACUGCUGUAUACUGUUGUAUACUCACGUGGGGGGGGCAGGGCGGUCCCGCCCACUGGGGGUUCUGUAGAACUUCCUGCUCUCUGCUUUAAAGACAUAAAGAGUUGCUUUUUAGCUAGCGCACACCUAGUAGACUUUUAGCCAGUCAUGCAAACAUUAGCCUAGCCCCUUUUCGACACAUAUUUAUUUGCUUUUGUGCAUUUUGAUCAUGACGCCUUACAAUUAGCAUGAGUGCUAGCUGGAGAGGAGACGAUUACUUUUGGCAUUCCAUGUCUGUGUUGCCUUACUGCGUGAAUCACGACUCGUUGACUCAUUGGCAGCGGAAGUACUUCCUGUACUUCCCGUUGUCAUCAACAAGUCCACUCUCCUCUCCGACGACGCAGCUAGCAUACUAGCAUGACUUGCUAAUGAUAUGAUGAUGAUAAUAAUGUGUUGCUCGCUAGUUGC
Molecule: messenger RNA, 2444 nt
Organism: Dunckerocampus dactyliophorus (ringed pipefish)
Lineage: Eukaryota; Metazoa; Chordata; Actinopteri; Syngnathiformes; Syngnathidae
Product: mRNA decay activator protein ZFP36L1
Exons: 2
Coding region: 762-1859 (365 amino acids)
Molecular function (GO): mRNA binding; metal ion binding
Source: RefSeq, a predicted model, not a curated record